Triplophysa rosa is the source of this 1673-nucleotide messenger RNA. RefSeq names its product NAD-dependent protein deacylase sirtuin-5, mitochondrial-like. The transcript is spliced from 9 exons. Gene Ontology annotation, molecular function: protein-malonyllysine demalonylase activity; protein-succinyllysine desuccinylase activity; NAD+ binding. NCBI's taxonomy places the organism in Eukaryota, Metazoa, Chordata, Actinopteri, Cypriniformes, Nemacheilidae. The record is from RefSeq and is a predicted model, not a curated record. Bases 308 to 1228 code for a protein of 306 amino acids.
UAUCCACACUCCCACAAAUCUACGUCAGUUGGUGGUCUGAUUUGACUAAGACCGCCCAUAUGUAUACGCAAGUAAGGUGGGCGUACCUGUCAGUACAAUUGAAGAGGAACCUCAUGUUCCAAAUAUGGUAAGAGGCGUUACAUUUCCCUCACACGCUUGCAGUAUUCCACCAAUCACUACGCACUGGUUAACUGGCCAAUCAUAGCUCACCUCGCUUUUCAGAGCCAUGAGCUUUGUUAAAAAUCUGUGUGUUUCAGAGAGGCGGAGCAAAGAGGAGAUACAAACAUGCACGGGUAAAGAUCAAUAAAUGAUGAUUAACCAGCUCAUCUUCAAGAGAGUAGCUCCACACCUUCGCUGUGGGAGAUGGGCACAUGUCGAAACGCAUCUCAAACAACUGGUGCGGACAAACUCAGAUUUGUCUGAGUUUCGGGAGGUGUUCUCAAAGGCCAAACACAUUGCCAUCAUCACAGGGGCUGGAGUGAGUGCAGAGAGUGGAGUACCAACCUUCAGACAGGCAGGAGGACAAUGGAGGACAUGGAAAACACAGGAUUUGGCAACUCCUGAAUCUUUCUCUCGUAACCCCAGCAGAGUGUGGGAGUUCUAUCACUACCGCAGAGAACUCGCUCUGAAUGCCUGUCCCAGCGCAGCCCACAGAGCUAUUGCUGAGUGUGAGGCCCGGCUCAGCAAACAGGGUCGAUCUGUGGUGGUAAUCACACAGAACAUAGAUGAGCUGCACCACCGGGCCGGAUCGAAACAUGUUCUGGAGGUCCAUGGAAAUCUGUUUAAGACCAGAUGUGUAAGUUGUGGAGAUGUGGAAAGCAAUCACAAGAGCCCCAUCUGUCCAUCACUGGAAGGAAAAGGUUCACCCGAUCCUGAUGUCAAAGAUGCACCCAUACCCGUCAAAGACUUACCUAGAUGUGAUGAAAAGGGCUGUGAUGGUCUUCUAAGGCCACACGUCAUCUGGUUUGGAGAAACUUUGGACUCUCACAUCCUUACUGAGGUGGAGAAGGAGCUAGACACAUGUGACCUCUGUCUGGUGGUUGGCACCUCCUCUGUUGUGUACCCGGCUGCCAUGUUUGGUCCACAGGUGGCGUCCUGUGGCGUUCCAGUGGCUGAAUUUAACAUUCAAACAACACCCAAUACAACACGCUUCAAGUUUCAUUUCCAGGGCCCCUGUUCAACGACCCUUCCCAUCGCUCUUGCACGUCAUGAGUCUGAAGUCAUAUGAUGCUGAAAUCAUUGUCAUUUGCAAUAACAUUUAACUGGAUAUCAAAAUUUCUGAGAUUAAAAAAAUGUUUUAUCUCGUUGUUUUGGAAAUAGCACAGACUGUUUUACAUAAACUUAACAUGAUGAUUUCGAAAAUGGACCAACGAAUCUGGAUUGUAGACUCAGAAACAAGGCACAACAUUGUUUAUUGAACAUUUCUAUGCAUACUGUAAAUACUCACAUUACUGAAAUGCAUUAUGUAUUGAUUAAAAGUAUUUACACAGAAAUGAGCUUUCAUAUAUGCUGUAUAUAUUGAUUAAAUGUUUUAUGUGUUAACUUCCUUUCCUCUCUACUGUGUCUUAAAAGUUAGUUGUUUGACAAUAUGCACAUGUAAUUAGUAUAGUUUCUACUAUGUCUAUAGGAUUACUGUGAUUAAAAGAAUGACGGCUAAAGGGAAGCCUCACAUU